AAACAUAUGAGCAAUCUCCCCCAACAACAACAACGUGGUGUAAAAGAAUCCAGUUGGAGAAAUUUCGAUUCCUUAUAAGCAAAGCAAAGCGCUAAUCUUGGCCAAGUAGAAUUUCUUCAAAAUCUGCAUGGUAUUUUGCAUAAAUUAAAAGCAUGAAGGCAUGUCAUUGAAUAUAUGCUGUCACAGCGAUUGUUUUUAGUGGCAUGAUUUUACAAACAUCCCCAGCCUCGCUCUAUCCCCGGCAGCAUGAGCAUGGCACAAAGGAAACUUCGUGCACGACCGCAAACUUCUCUCGGGUUUGAAAGAGAUACCCCUGAUCUCACACGUUUCGUAACACAAGGUCAACGAAAAAUAAACUCCCGCCUUGAACGCAGAACGUUGAAAAACCGGACGGAAGAAACUAUUUUGAAGCCGUCUAUAAAAUCAGGGCCAGUGAAGUCACUUGCUGAAGCUUUAAAACCUUUCGAAAAACAUGAAAAGAGGUGGCAGAAACUAAGAUAUCCUUCUCCGGGUCUUGUUAAUGAAAAACCCGACAACAAGUCGUCCCCCAAAUGGACUGCAAAAGGAUCAGAUUCUAGAAGUCCCAGCAAGUAUGGCACGAAGAGAGCAUCCCAAUCUGCGAGAAAGCAGCGCGAACUCAAAGAUGAAAAUGCCAACGCUCCAUAUCAUCAGUAUGACAAACAGUUGAAUGCAACCAAGAGGCGUGUAGGAAAAGCGUGGUCUGCACCUGAUGGCUUUCAGAGAGGGAGACAUCCGCUCAUCAAAUCUCACUUGAGUGAAGAGUUCAUUGGAAACAAUGAAAAUUCAGGUAAUGUUAUGCAUAGAGGUAAGGAAGCUUUGGAAAUAGCAAAAUCACCAAACGGAGUUGCAGACAAAGAGAGUCUUUUGGGUGUCGAACCAUUGAAUUCUAUAUUAGAACAAGAUGAUGUUCAAAGGUAUUUAGACGAAGAUCAAGUACAGGAGAUGACAAAACUGCAAGAUUCUAUUUCACAUGUUUCGAUGGAUAAUUUGCAUUUGAGCGACGCUGAUGACGCUGAUCGGUUCGAUACAGAUUUAGAAGAAGAUUUCCCAGAACCCCCUCCCAAAGAAUACGAUCCUACAGAAAAGCGGACGUAUCUUGAAAGUUGCUUAAAUCAAGGCAUCGUACCAGUUAGUUACUUACUGAAAAGACUUGGGGAGCGAACUCUGAUAAUGAGGCACCACGGAUUAGGACCUCACGGGACACGGCCACUUGCAAAUGCGCUCUUGAAAAACACAUGCAUCGAGGAACUUGAUUUGACGGACAAUGACCUGCAAGCUGAUGGAGGGGUCUUGAUGGCGCUAACUCUCUAUGAAAACCUCUACAUCACAAACUUGGAUUUGUCAGAGAAUUUCCUAAAAGUGCUUGGUGGCAUUUCCAUUGCAAAAGUUCUUCUUACAAACACGUCACUUAGGAAACUUGUGCUCAAAGGAAAUCACUUCACUGACAAAGUUGCCAAAGCAUUUGCAGAAGCUUUAAAAGAGAAUCGCACUCUUUAUCACCUCGAUUUAAGUUAUAACGACUUUGGUGAGCUUGGAGGAUUGUACCUUGGAGCUGGUUUGGGUCUAAAUUACGGACUGCAUACUUUGAAUUUGUCAUGGAAUAGCAUUCGAAAUAAAGGUGCUGUUUCAAUGGCUGCAUCUUUAAAGACAAACGAGUCGCUAAAAGUUCUGAAUCUUUCUUGGAACGGUCUUGCAUUUGUUGGAGCUCUUGCAUUCACAAGAUACCUCAAAAUCAACGAGACCUUGGAAGAUCUAGACAUAAGCAACAACCGGAUUGGACCCAAAGGAGCACAGCGACUUGCCUUUGCUUUAAAAGUAAAUGCGAGUCUUCAAUGUUUCAGGAUCGGCCUCAAUCCCAUCGGUGACGAAGGUGUAAGAGCUAUUCUCAAUGCAACCAAGCAAAAUUCGUCUCUAAAGUUCCUUGGCUUAGAGGAUAUAACAGUGUCUCCGAAAGUGCAUGAUGAAAUCUUAAAGCUUGAAGACGAAAGGGACAUAGUCAUAAGAACUGGAGGAAAAACAGGGCACACUCAAGAAUCACCACCGCCUUCAGGCAUGGAGAUCCUGGUGCAGUUUAUUCAAGACAAUCGCCUACGGCUUAAAGAUCUAUUUUUCCAAUUUGAUAAAGACCACAGUGGCGAUAUUUCAAGAGAAGAAUUCAAAGCUGGUCUAAAAGAAACAGGAAUACAAAUGAACGAGAAACAACUGGAUACUCUAAUCGAAACUAUAGACAUUGACAAUAGCAAUACAAUUGAAUACAGUGAAAUUCUUUAUGGGAAGGAACUGAUAAUGCAGGAGAGACGAUUUCAAAAGAAAGUAGCCAUAAGAACGGAGGAAAGAGAGAAAGCAAGCAUAAGGCUGCCAAAGUUAAAAGGUUUUGAAGAUUAAUAUGUAUUCAAUAUAGUUUUAUAGUUUUACUUUUUUGAAAAGUUUUUUAGAUGUUUUUUUCGUAAGAGCUCGGAUAGACGGAGAGGGCAUUUCGCUGAGAAACCUUCAAGAAACAGAAAUAACAUUAUUUUUGCGCUUAACCCACUUGUUUAGGAGCUAUUUAGCAAAGUUAAGGCAAAAAUUGACCAAUCAGUGAGCGUGAUUCCACUCACGCGCAUAUUGAUUGGCUAAUACUGAUUGAUAGAUGGCUUAAUUCACUUUUAUAUCUGUUGAUUUUUCCUUUAAAUUCUGCUAAUCAAUUGGGGCUUCAUUAAGUCACGUGCACAAAUAAGUAAAGUCAGUCACUGCAUGUCCCUUGAUUAGCGACGUGAACACGCUUCGUGUAGCAAACCUCUGGAAGCACUAUCCAGGGCAGGACCUUCUGGCACCAGGCUCCUCGAAAUGCUAGUUUUGCUGCUCUUUACUUAACAAUAUAUGAAGGUAUGACUCAUUUUUCAGUGAAAUGCCCAUCAUCGAUAUCCAAUACUUUGUGUUAACCAAUCCAUUGAUUUUUUAAGCAACAGUCUAACAUUAAAUCGUAACUAGUGCAUCUGCAAUUUCUAGAGCCCCACACCCCCACCCCCACGUCCCCAAUAUCUGUCCAACUGUACUAUGUUUCCUCUAUAACUGUGUACUGAUCAAGAGGCAAUACAAUGAGCACCCCCCCCCCAAUAUGAAUUUCAUUCCUACGGCACUGUUCCUUUCGUCUUCCUUUCAAGGUUUUAAGUGGGGAAAGUACCCUUUUAUAACCUUCAACACAGAAUCAUAGUUAAAAAAAUGUAAUCAUUCUCUGUUGCCAAAGGCCUUUUUAUUUUGAUAUACAUAUUACUGGUCAAUAUCAAUCCUGUUAACAUUUCGUACAUUGCUGUUUUUAAGAUUAGUCAAUAGCAAUCUUGUUAACAUUUAUUUGAAGCCAGGGUUGUGCUGUUAUUUCUGUAGUACUGAAUUUUAACUGUAAUAUUGACAAUAAAGACAUAGGAAAGUAUACAGAGGCACACUAAACAUAGAAAAGUAAUUAGAUUCAAAGCUAUAGCUAUUUUUGUAUCUUGCAGAAUCGGAUAUCGUUUAUGCCUAAGUCUUGUAAAUUUAAGCUACUAUGUUUCUGAAAAGAAACGAAUAGAUUGUAUAAUAUAUUUCUAUAUUGGAAA
Molecule: messenger RNA, 3593 nt
Organism: Rhopilema esculentum
Lineage: Eukaryota; Metazoa; Cnidaria; Scyphozoa; Rhizostomeae; Rhizostomatidae
Molecular function (GO): protein binding; calcium ion binding
Source: RefSeq, a predicted model, not a curated record